AUGUAUCAUAACAGACCCAGGGUCUCUAAAUGGACGUCAAGAAAUGUAUUAUAUUUGUGAAAUAUGGUCAAGUGUAGGUCGUCCUUGUCGCUCCCCUUGUUAGGUCAUUGCUCAUGUUUUAACAACCUCAAAAUGUUUCGUGGCAUCGGAUAUAUUUAAAUAGCAAAUCUGACACUGUUCCAACUUCAUGUAUUUACUGUCUGGUGUGGUGCGUUUUUGUCGUUCAGAGGUGGAAUAGGCUUAUCUAAUGUUUUUGAACGAAUGUUAUAAACUUUAGUCUAGACUGGUGAUUGCGGGCCUGCUCAGAACCACCUUGGCGAUAUUAUUACGCUUUUAAAGGCGCAGCGGCAUUUUGAAUUUGCAGAGAUAUGGCAGCAGGUUCACUGCCUGCACAUUCGAUCCUACAGUUUCAUUUUAAUAGGCACUAUCGGAAUACCACUACCCACCUACAUUUUAAAUUAACAUUUCUGAAAAAUAGUGCAUUGGCUUCAUAUUUUAUUAAGGCUUUAACAUUAGUUUAACUAAUUAAAAGGUAGACAUUAAUGUAGGUCUAUACUGGUUUGCAAAUCAUUAAUCAAAAUGUUGAAGCCUCCACAUGACCCUUGAGCAAAACUUUUUAUGAUAAUACAAAACCCCCAACCAAUAUAUCUCUUUAGGAGACUUUUCAGGUUCAGGUGAAAAUGGUCCAGCCAAGUCACCCCUGAUACAAGUCAGUAUUCGACGUCCGUCCAUGUCAGAGGAAGUCAGGAAAUUAUGUGGAAACUGGCCACUAGGGCAAACAAGUGCCCACAUACCGAAAGAAGGAUGGAGGAUUUCGCAUGACGGCGCCCCAGGCUACAAUGUUUUUAGUGCUUCAGUGCAGAAGGUACCAAGCUUUGUGGGGCUGAGAGAGGGAUUGAAAGAGGGAGUCAGUACAGAAGCAUACCAGAGCCACAGUGAGAGAGGAAAUGAGAGAGACACCUUGAUGGUGAUAUCCUUCAUGGAGGUGUACAAUAAGAGCCUAUGUCAGCCCAGGGAGCUGCUGGUAGAGAUCGCACAGGAGUACCCAGAGGAGGUAGAACAUAUCUUCAUCCCAUCCUGUGUGGUGCUGACGCGCUGCGCAGGCUGCUGCAACGAUGAGAUGCUAGAGUGCACGCCAACCUCCACGCAUAACAUGACCAUGGAGAUAAAAAGAAUAAAACCCCAAAGGCAGGAAAAUGACAUCUUUAUGAGUUUUACAGAACACAGUGCAUGUGAAUGCAGGCCAAAGAAAGAAGUGAAAGAACAGAGACAAAAAAAACCCCGGAAAGGCAAGGGCAAAGGCCAAAAGAGAAAGCGAAAGAAAAACCAUGACCAAAAGAAUCGUGAAGCUCAGUGCGAGCCAUGUUGUGAUGGCUGUUCAGAGAGGAGGAAGCAGGGGUUCAUCCAGGACCCUCUGACCUGCCAGUGUUCCUGCAGAAACUCCAAUGCCCACUGCCGGGCGCGUUACCUGGAGCUCAACGAGAGGACCUGCAGAUGUGACAAACCAAGAAGAUGAGAGGCCAAACUUCAGAUGAAAUGACAUGAUGGAAUAUUCACAAGAUGUUUCACAGCUCAGCACUUUGAACUUUAAACUCUAAGCUCAUUUUCUCUGUGGAGAGCAUUCCUCUGGACUGACUGAGAAACAGCAGAGAGAGAAAGAGAAAGAGAAAGAAAAUGAACAGACAGAAAAAUCAUCCCAAUGUAGAUCUGUAUAUACUAAAGUAUAUACUAAAAGUACAGAAUUUUUAUUGCUGCUAAAAGAAAACUAACUAAAACCCAUCAUUAUAAAAAAGCAAACAGCUGUGUGGUUUUGUAUUUCACUGGCGCGUGACCGGACUGCAGUUUUGUUGUAAUUUCAUUUAUGCAAAUUCUUCACUGGAUAUAUAUGAGGGGUUAUGUGUCGAAUCAGAAACAACAACCUAGCUAUGUGAUACAUAUAUCAGCAGAAAAGAGGAGGAAGAGAAGAAGGGAGAACAUUCUUGGAGGGAUGGAAAGUACUGACCCAUAGACUCCCGUUGCAGGAACCCAAUUGCAAUGGCAGGACAGGCAAUGGGAAAACGGGGAUCUGUCCCUUUGUGACAAUUUCUUUUACCUGAAAGCAAGUUCUAGAACUGAUGCGUAGAACUUGUGGAAUGCUAGAACUGUCUUUUGCUGCCCUUUCUAGCAGUGGAACUGGAUUUGGAGUGCCAUUAAUACUUCUAAAGGGAUACUGAUGAUUGAUUUUGGUAUACAUGGAAACCUCGAGAAACAACUGAUACUGUAGCUUGAUUCCAUUGAGAAACUGUGCCUCAAAAACUGUGCUGAUCACUUCAGAGUGAGAAAUCCUGAAUCUGCUUCUUAAAUUAUUAUAUUUUUUUCGGAGGGGAGGGGGAUGGUACGCUGUCUGCGGUUGAACUCAAUACAGAAUGCAAUAGUAUCGAUGGCAAGCUGUCUGUCUGUAUAUAUACUAUACAUACUUAAUAUCCCUUAUGUCAUUGUCCACUAUAGAUAAUUUAUAAUGUUAGAGUAUUUUCAGUAUUCAGUCCUCUACCCGUAUUUAAUUUGAUCUAUUUAUAUAUACAGUGUUAUGUUCUUUUGGGUUUCCCCCCUCCCCGCUAUGUGAUGUCAUUAUCGUCUCCUCUCUGCCUAGCUACAAGGAGACACUGCUCUUGGCUUUUAUAAGAAAGGAAAAUCUUUAUGUAAACAUUCCUCAAAUGGAUCAUUUGUAUGGACGGCCUUUUUAAGGUGGGGGUGCUGCGUGUGAUUUUCACCCUGCUCGUGUGUGCGUGUGUGUGAGUGUGUGUGUGAGUGUGAGUGUGUGUGUGUGUGUGGGGGGGGGGUUUAGAGGCAGAGUAGGCUUAUGCUUGUCUUGAGCUCCACCACGCAAAUAACAAUAAACCCUUGCUAAAAGAAAGCU
This is a messenger RNA of Salvelinus namaycush (lake trout), 2896 nucleotides long. Its product is annotated as vascular endothelial growth factor A-A-like. Gene Ontology annotation, cellular component: membrane. Gene Ontology annotation, biological process: induction of positive chemotaxis; positive regulation of protein phosphorylation; sprouting angiogenesis. Gene Ontology annotation, molecular function: vascular endothelial growth factor receptor 1 binding; heparin binding; chemoattractant activity. The transcript is spliced from 9 exons. The coding region runs from base 731 to 1516 and encodes 261 amino acids. The record is from RefSeq and is a predicted model, not a curated record. NCBI's taxonomy places the organism in Eukaryota, Metazoa, Chordata, Actinopteri, Salmoniformes, Salmonidae.